Sphaeroforma arctica JP610 is the source of this 247-nucleotide messenger RNA. RefSeq lists its product as hypothetical. The annotation marks the transcript as partial. NCBI's taxonomy places the organism in Eukaryota, Ichthyosporea, Ichthyophonida. The transcript has a single exon. The record is from RefSeq and is a predicted model, not a curated record.
AUGUCACUAGGAUCCUUCCCUCUGCAAACACACCCCCUGCGAAGCUCGCUCAUCAACGUCGUCAGUGGCUCUCAGACAAAGCCCUUCGCAGGCACACACACACUCGCAACACACAUAAAGGGAAACCCCACAGCCCUCGCUAAACACCGCAGCAACCAAGUUAGCGAUAGUGUGUUCAAUGUGUGCACGGCUGUGGUCUGUGCUACGACGUAUGUGCUCGCACUGAUGGUCCACGAUCUCGGCCAAG